CUCAACGGUGCUCCUCCGCCCCUUCUUCCUCUCAUGGCGAAGACGAAGACGAAGAGAAAGGGUGAAACCCUAACCCUAGAUCAAGUGAAAACCCUAGGUAAUGAGCUUCUCUCCUCGAGAGCCCACGUCAACAACCUCCCGGUUCUCCUCUCCUUGCUUUCCCCCUCUUCCCCUCUCGACCUCGCCCUUGAGUCUCUCAUCUCUCUCCAGUCCUUUUUCACCCCUCUAAUCCCCGAGAUACCUUCUUCUUUCGCUGCACGUUCCAAAUCCUUAGCUUCUGGAGAGGAUUUUGAUGGCGCCGAGUCCGUUUACAAGCUGUGGCUCCGCUCCCGGUUCGAUGAAUUCGUGAACUCGCUCAUUGAGAUCACUGUCUCAUCCCUGUCAAUAGAGGCAUUGAGAGAUGUUUCUUUGGAUGCAAUUAUGGAGUUUGGUAAGCUGGGGAAAGAAGGGAAGUUCCAAUCAGCUAUCUACCAUCGGUUUAUUCAGAAUAUCAUUCAGGCGACUUCUUCUGUUGAUUCUUUGUUAGAGUUGAUGGCAUCAAAGUACUUCAAGUACAUAGAUGUGUGUUAUUUCACUUAUACAAGCAUUGAUAAAAUUGCACAGAGGUAUGAAUCAGCAAGUAUGUCAGAUACUGGAGGAAUGAGCUUGCAAAAUAAUGGAGAAAUGUCCCAAUCAAGAGUUGAUGUUGCAGCUCAUGUGAUAUUUAAGAUUUUAUCUCACAUCCCUCCCUUAGAUUCAGAAGCUGCUUAUGCUAUGUGGAGUCAAUUCGGCCUUUCGUCUAAGAAGCCAAAAAGAUCUUCUAAGGUUUUGGUGACAACUGAAGAUUCCCAAAAAUUGGAGGAGGCGAAUGAGGAAGCCUCAUCGUUGGGGCAUCUCACCAAAAAGAUCAAGCUGAAAUUCACAAAGGCAUGGUUAUCUUUUCUCAAGUUACCACUUCCCCUUGAUGUGUACAAGGAGGUUCUUGUCACUCUCCAUCAGAAUGUCAUGCCUUAUAUGGCAAAUCCUGCUAUAUUAUGUGACUUUUUAACAAGAUCAUAUGACAUUGGUGGUGUUAUCAGUGUCAUGGCUCUCAGUGGCCUUUUUGUUCUUAUGACACAACAUGGGCUGGAGUAUCCCAAGUUCUAUGAAAAGCUUUAUGCAUUAUUGACACCAGCUAUUUUCAUGGCUAAACAUCGGGCAAAGUUCUUCCAACUCUUGGAUACUUGCUUAAAAUCUGCAUAUCUUCCAGCAUAUCUUGCGGCUGCAUUUGCAAAGAAAUUGAGCAGGUUGUCUCUUUCAGCGCCACCAUCAGGAGCACUAAUUAUUAUUGCAAUAAUUCACAAUCUUCUGCGAAGACAUCCCUCAAUUAAUUUUUUAGUUCAUCAGAUGGUGAACGAUGAAAGUACCAAGGACGAAUCACUAAAUAAUACUGAACCUAGUGAGAAUUUAAGCAUCUCAUAUGCCACUCAAGGUGUCGAUCUUUUCAAUAGUGAGGAGACCGAUCCUGCAAAGUCUGGUGCCAUGCGAAGUUCUUUAUGGGAAAUUGAUACUCUUCGCCAUCAUUACUGUCCUGCUGUCUCCAGGUUUGUUGCUUCCCUUGAGAAUGAUCUGACAGUAAGGGCAAAAACUACAGAAGUUACAGUUGGAGAUUUUAGCUCUGGUUCCUAUUCUACAAUAUUUCAGCAGGAGAUCCGACGGCGGGUAAAGCAGGUCCCUCUUGCAUUCUACAAAGUGAACCCAACCUCCCUCUUCUGCGAGGCUGAUUUUCCGGGUUGGACCUUCGGAAAGCAAGAAACUGGACACAAAGAAAAUGAAGCAAUAAACCCAAUUGAAGAAGAUGGUCAGAAAAACAUAAAAAGGCAACGGGUGGAAUGCUGCUGAUUGAGAUAUAGAUGGUUUGGAUAAUUACUCCACAACCAAAUGAGAUAACUUGGUGGAAUUUAUGGAAAUCUAUGGCCAUUUUUCUCAUUAUCAUUUUUGUUGUUUGGGACCCAACUCAAGUUUGGGAUUCCAAAUCACCUCCAAAUUUUGUUGUUAAAUAUAUAUAUUUUGUCAUAUUACCAUUAUAGUUUGGCUGUGGUAUCCUCCUUA
Molecule: messenger RNA, 2070 nt
Organism: Dioscorea cayenensis subsp. rotundata (Guinea yam)
Lineage: Eukaryota; Viridiplantae; Streptophyta; Magnoliopsida; Dioscoreales; Dioscoreaceae
Product: protein NUCLEOLAR COMPLEX ASSOCIATED 4
Exons: 15
Coding region: 34-1860 (608 amino acids)
Biological process (GO): ribosome biogenesis
Cellular component (GO): nucleolus; small-subunit processome; Noc4p-Nop14p complex
Source: RefSeq, a predicted model, not a curated record